UCUAACAUGUCCUUUCCGCGCCUUUGGCGUUUUUCAAUUUCCCAAUUAUUUCCAUUUGCAAUGUGAUCUCGACAUCAUCACCGCUGUAAUCCAAGGCGGUAAGAUACCUAUCUACGACUGCGAAGCCUUGCGAUUUCAGGUAUCAAUUUUCUUAUCACCAAGGAUAUCCAAUGCAGCCCAUUUUCGAUCUAUCGUAAAUUCGAAAAGCCAAUAUCACCGGCUGUUGAAUUGACUUCUUGCGACGUGGCGGAUGCAGAGGCAGCAUAAGCAAGAAAUUCACCAUGCGUUCGCACCCGUACACACCGCCACCUCCGCUGCCACCAUUGCUCGCCGAACUAGCCACAUUACUUCCCAAUCGUGAUCGCAGAAGCGCCGAGGGCGAUAAGACGAUAUCAUUAUUAGAUCUAGAUCCUGAGACGAGUCGGUUGUUGCCGGUAAAAGAGCGACCGCAACAUUGUGUAAGAGUGCAGGGCCGAUUGACGCCAGUGCGUAGUGUGUCCACUACCAACCUACGGGCGACAAGCCAGACGCGUUUCGAUACUGCAGUGAGCGGUACUCCGGCUCGACCCCAGAGGCAACGGAGCUCAGAUAACCUUAAUCACGAGAUGAGAGGUGAGAUUAGGGAGAGGGACGCGCAACUGAGAAGUUAUGGCAUUGGCGGACGGGGCAAUAUCCGUCGGCCAACAGAGGUCAUAGGGACUCAAUCCGAGUCCUCCUUAUCCGCGCUCUCGCUCUUUUCAUGUACCAGCUCGACGACGCACCGCCCAUCCUCAGGGCCGAGUGUGGAUAAGAAAUUUAGUUUCUCCAGGUUAUUAAAUCGAAUAGAAGAGCGCAGGGGAAAGGAGCAUUUAAAUAUCAACAACGAUACAGCUCAUAAGAGAAGCUUGACCCGAGCCUAAGGAUACAUCGCGAAAGUUUAACACGAGUUCACUAUAUAUAAUUCAUAGUCUUGAUCUGAGAGGCAGAUCUAGCCUAAUUAGAAUACAUAGUAUAAUUGAAGACGCAUCGCAUUGUUUUAACGGCUAUCUUGGUAUUCGUGAGCUUAUACUAGAAUUUCCUAGGCUACCUAU
This is a messenger RNA of Daldinia decipiens, 1070 nucleotides long. RefSeq lists its product as uncharacterized. The transcript has 2 exons. The record is from RefSeq and is a predicted model, not a curated record. The coding region runs from base 282 to 899 and encodes 205 amino acids. Lineage: Eukaryota; Fungi; Ascomycota; Sordariomycetes; Xylariales; Hypoxylaceae.